AUGUCUGCUUUGCACACCUUGGUGGUAUCCAAUGCACCACUAAAGAUGAUCCAGUUGGUUUAUGAAGCGGAUCCAUCUACCAUGAAUGAUGAUGUCUUCCUGGAUGCAUGUCGACAUAGCACAGACUGUGAUGUGAUCGAUUUUCUCAAGGAGCUUGUGGUAGAACCCAGUGUGUAUUCACCAGCAAAAAUCGCCAAAAUCAUGGUCGAUGUUUUGGAGAAUGACCGCAACUUUGAUGGCAGUGGUUUUGUGGCCCUCUUCACAAUAUUUCCAGAAGCUGCAUACUACAAUGAGCUACCAGGUCAAGUUUCGGGCCCCUUUCAUGCCGUGUUCAACAACAAUGAUGACAUAUGGGGGAGUCAUCUCGGUGAUGAUGUCCUGUGUGACAUGAUACGGCACAUUCCAGCUGAUGCCAAGCUCAUCGAAAUUAGAAGCUUGGAUAGAAUUAGGGAAGCUGAAUCGAAAACAGAGUGCAGAUCUCUAUUGGCAGCAAAGUUGAAAGACUUGAAAAAUCUCCAAGAAUUAGAAGUGCCUAUUGAAGUGGGAGACGAUUUGGAUCAAAAUCUGGUCAAAGCAAUUUGCGACUUGAUAUCAUAUGGGCCAUUGGAGACCCUCAGAAUCAACAGCAGUGGAUUUGAGGACAACAUAUAUGAAGAGUCAGGGGGAGACAGUGGAGGGAAAGACCAACAGAGUGGGUUCUUUCUGCCAAUUCUAGAUGUUAUUGCUGCUUCUGGGUUGAAACAUUUUUCGCUGCCCGACUGUUUUCAUCUUGUGGAAGGGUACCGAGAUCAAAUGAUUGAGAUCUUAGAGUGGAAUACAUCUUUGACUGGUGUCACCAUUGGGGAUGUUUUUGAUUUUGACAAGACAAGUUGGAAGCAUAAGAAGGCAUUGAAUGACAAGGCAUUGAUUGACGAUUACACAACAAUGAACGAGUAUGGCAAGGGUGUGAUGCGAGACCCAAAAACGGCACUGCGAGCUAUUGUUGAUCUGUUGGACAAGGUGACAACAUCAUGCUAUAGAGACAUUGUUAUUAGCCAAAGUCGUGGCCGUGGCAAUAGAGUGUUUUGUCGCAUGAAUGACAAAGACCUAUCAACUGCCCGGGCUCUCAAUGGGCUCUUGAGGGAGGCACCUGGCAGAUGGAGUGGUCAAGCUUUGGAUGAAGAAAAGAACAGCGACAAGCCCUCCUCCAAAAGUCCGCCACUUUGUAAACGCAAAGCCUCCGAUGCCCUGCACCAAAGCACUUGCUUGGACUAG
This is a messenger RNA of Seminavis robusta, 1254 nucleotides long. The record is from the annotation of a GenBank genome assembly. Lineage: Eukaryota; Bacillariophyta; Bacillariophyceae; Naviculales; Naviculaceae.